AUGGUCCCGUCUAACGUCCAUGUUCAGCUCGUUGAGAAGCCGACCGACCCUCUAGCUGUGGCGUUGACCGGAGGCGACAUUAGUCUGCUCCCCGUCCUGGCCCGCGCCAUGAUCAAGCCCAUCGCUCUCCAGAUCGGUGAUAUGUACACAGCAACCGACGAGAAUGGGAAAUUGGUUGGUUUUCAGGCGUGGGUACCGCCCGGGAGACUCCUCUUCAACACGUAUGAAUCCAUUUCAUCGAAUUGCAAAGAAGAGCAGCGUAAACUUGGCUUCGAGGACUACUUGAGUCAGUUGUCGGACGAGGCCAAGUCGUACUGUCCACAAGCGCUGGGGAAGGACUUCCCGCACGCUAUUGAUGUCCUCGCAGGGAUGGAUCAGACCGAGCUGAACACAUACUGGUGCAACUUCAACUUUGUGGCGGAGGAUUGGUGGCAGAAGGGUAUAUCGAAGGCGAUGACUGAGCUUGCGUACCGAAAGGCUAAAGCAAACGGCUGGACCAUGGCGCUUGCCACCACCCACAUACGCAAUGUCGACAUCUACAAACGCCUUGGCUUCGAGCUGAAAGGUCUGCGAGAUUUUCCCUCGCCGUGGAAUGUCUGGCAAGCUUGGAUUUACGUCUGGAAGACGAAGGAGGAUUGA
Postia placenta MAD-698-R-SB12 is the source of this 639-nucleotide messenger RNA. RefSeq lists its product as hypothetical. The record is from RefSeq and is a predicted model, not a curated record. The coding region runs from base 1 to 639 and encodes 212 amino acids. Lineage: Eukaryota; Fungi; Basidiomycota; Agaricomycetes; Polyporales; Adustoporiaceae. The transcript is spliced from 7 exons.